Messenger RNA from Lottia gigantea (owl limpet), 830 nucleotides. RefSeq lists its product as hypothetical. NCBI's taxonomy places the organism in Eukaryota, Metazoa, Mollusca, Gastropoda, Lottiidae. The record is from RefSeq and is a predicted model, not a curated record. Gene Ontology annotation, biological process: regulation of transcription by RNA polymerase II. Gene Ontology annotation, molecular function: RNA polymerase II cis-regulatory region sequence-specific DNA binding; DNA-binding transcription factor activity, RNA polymerase II-specific. The transcript has 2 exons. The annotation marks the transcript as partial.
UUGUUUACAUAUUUUUGAUGGAAUUAGUGAAUAUUUUAGUUAUUUAAUGGAAAAUCUACACGUUCGUUGCUUUCCUCAUCAAUAUGUUCAGAACACCAUACUGAUGUCGUGACAUGUCUGCUGAACAAAUUGCUUCAGAGCUCUUCAAAAUCCACAAGUUAAAGUUAAAUAAAGCUGUAAGAGUGGGAAAGAGAAUCAUGGAAACCGAAGAAGUGAAUUCGGAAGGAACUUUCAACAGUGAAAAGAGCUCGGAUAAUGAUAUCAAAAGUGAAGAAAUGGAUUUUCAAUGUCAUAUUUGUCUUGAAUAUUUACCAGAUGUGUUGAGUUUCAAAUCUCACUGUGCAGCUCACAAUAAGGAAAGCCAAUCUCCGUAUAAAUGUGAAUACUGUUCUAAAAUCUGUUCUAAUCGAAGUGGGUUACGAAAUCAUAUUAGGAUCCAUACAGGAGAGCGGCCAUUUUCUUGUGAUCUAUGUGGAAACAGUUUUAUUCAGAAACAACAUCUAUUGACCCAUAUGUUGACACAUUCUGGUGAGAAACCUCAUUCUUGUCAUCUCUGUGAUAUGAGUUUUACCACAAGUGGAGGGUUAAAAAAACACAUUCGAACUCAUACAGGAGAAAGACCAUAUUUAUGUGGAAUUUGUAACAGAAGCUUCUCUCAAACAGACCAUCUUCAAGGACACAUGAGAAAACACACUGGAGAAAAACCUUACAAAUGUGAUGUUUGUGAUAGAUCUUUUGGACAACGAGGUUCCUUACAAGCUCACUUUAAAACACAUACAGAAAAUAAGACACAUGUGUGUAAAAUUUGCAGUAAAUCAUUCCAGAACAGC